AUGUCGGCCCAAAAUAUGUACGACAACCCGGAGUUUUUCCAGAAAUAUUCCGAGUUUCCACGCGCAAUCAAGGGGUCCCAGGGGGCCUCCGAGUGGCCAGAGUUGCAAGCAAUGCUGCCCUCUGACCUGAACAGCAAGAAAGUGCUUGACCUGGCGUGCGGCGAGGGUUGGUUCAGCCGUUGGUGCAUCUCCAGGGGAGCCCGCGAGGUCGAUGCCUGCGACAUCAGCGUAAAUAUGCUCCGGAAGGCAGAGAGCAGGACACGCACGAUCAAGGGAUUUGAGCAGGGGCUGAUCAACUUCUCGAGAACCGAUUUGGAGAAGCUGGUGUUGCGGACGGGUGCGUAUGAUCUGGUGUUCUGCGGCCUAGCUCUUCACUACGUGAAGAACAUCGAGAACGUGAUCCGGGAGGUGCAUGCGUCUCUGAUACCUGGGGGGCUCUUCGUGUUCUCGAUCGAGCACCCCUUCCUCACGGCACCGACUCGGCCGGGGUUCACCAAGACGCCAGACGGGGAGGUGGAUCAGUGGCCGGUGGAUAGCUACUUCGACGAGGGGGAGAGGAGCAUCAACUGGCUGGUCCAAGAUGUCAAAAAGCAGCAUCGGACGCUAAGCUCGUACUUUGCGCUGCUGGUAGGCGCGGGCUUUGAGGUCGUCCAGAUGGAAGAAUGGGGUGCCACGGAGCAGAAGACGAGGAAGCAUCCUGACUGGAUCGAGGGGGUGUGUCCGAGGUUCCUGCUGAUGACUGCAAGAAAAAGAGGUGAGAAGGUCAAGAUCACGUGUCGGAGGGGAUGA
Messenger RNA from Cryphonectria parasitica EP155, 789 nucleotides. Its product is annotated as S-adenosyl-L-methionine-dependent methyltransferase. Gene Ontology annotation, molecular function: S-adenosylmethionine-dependent methyltransferase activity. The record is from RefSeq and is a predicted model, not a curated record. Lineage: Eukaryota; Fungi; Ascomycota; Sordariomycetes; Diaporthales; Cryphonectriaceae. Bases 1 to 789 code for a protein of 262 amino acids. The transcript is spliced from 2 exons.